AUGAAGCGAACUCGCGGCUCUUCCUCAUCCUCAAAUGAGACCAUACUCGAAGCGUGCUCUUCCUCUCCUUCCAUACACAAUUCGGGACGAGCAGGUACUGCACAGAGCUCCCCCUUCCCAUUAGACCCGUCGACCGUCCCGCUGCCUCGAAGCCUCACUUCGGGUCAGGAGUCCACUGCCAAGACAGGUAAUAGUCACAAUGUUGGCACGGGGAAAACGGUCCCCGGUGACAAGGAGCAAGAGAUUGAGGAGAGAAAUGCAGAUGAUGACUCGGAAGAGUCGAUUGACUGGGAUGCUCACUCGGAUGAAGAUACCGCGAACAACGCACCUCAGCCUCGUCAGGUCGUGAAGCGCGCCAAACUCCCGCAGACCAUGGCGUUUCACGUCGACUGGUGGAUCGCUCGCAUAGGCACCGCGGCGGCGAACCUAGACUUCAAGGUUCUGUGUGCGAGCAUGAUGUUGUGGAGGGAGAAGAAUGAGGUUCUGCAGGUCCCCACCUAUUGUAUGAUGCUCUCAUCAGGGCCGACCUGGGAAGAAGAUGAUGCUGUCUCAAACUCUGCACCAGCGCAGAUACCCCAAUCGACGUCACGAGCACCGUUACCGCUCAGAGGAGCCGAUCGAUCCUCUGCGCCGAUGUUGGACUGGGACGUCUUGCUGGAAGACAUCAGGCGAGCGAGCGAGCAGAUGCAUCAGGACCGGAAGUGGAGAAUCAGAGGAAAGAAAAAUGCCGCCGGUUGGUGCAAGUGGGCAGCAAGACAGCGGAUUAAUCAGAGGGGCGAAUUCGUCGACCAGCCUGAAGUUGGAUAUGAGGUAGAAAGAGAGGUAGACGGCCGGACGUGGGUGAUCAGGCUGGGGUACCGGAGGAACGAGGCGGUGGUGGAGAACAUGGAUGUGGAUGGCGAAAUGGCUGAUGCUGAUGACCCUGUCGCCGAUGAGCAGGGCGCUGGUGGAGGAGACGCGGUUCAGGGAACUUUGAACACGCCACCAAACAACAACUGCAACGGCAUCGAUGUGGUGAUGGAAGAAGCUCCGGACCCUUGA
This is a messenger RNA of Cladophialophora immunda, 1041 nucleotides long. RefSeq lists its product as uncharacterized. NCBI's taxonomy places the organism in Eukaryota, Fungi, Ascomycota, Eurotiomycetes, Chaetothyriales, Herpotrichiellaceae. The transcript has 2 exons. The record is from RefSeq and is a predicted model, not a curated record. Bases 1 to 1041 code for a protein of 346 amino acids.